This is a messenger RNA of Cantharellus anzutake, 3853 nucleotides long. RefSeq names its product nitrite reductase. Lineage: Eukaryota; Fungi; Basidiomycota; Agaricomycetes; Cantharellales; Hydnaceae. Bases 437 to 3766 code for a protein of 1109 amino acids. The transcript has 25 exons. The record is from RefSeq and is a predicted model, not a curated record. Gene Ontology annotation, molecular function: heme binding; 2 iron, 2 sulfur cluster binding; nitrite reductase [NAD(P)H] activity.
ACCAUUCAUAUCGACGCCCUGGUGGAAAAUGAGACAAUUUUCAUCACCCUGGAAAUUCAUGGAGGGUUUUCCAACAUCGAGCCCCCCCUUUGGCACGAAGACGUCCAAACCACUUUGGGGCGGCAGUGCAUACGGCCGGGUUUUCGGCGUUGUCUCUGUCGGGGGGGCUUCCAUAAAAAAACUUCCCAAAUCUCGAUGAAGAGCACCUCCACCAAAUGGAGGGGACAAUUCAUUCGGCUUAUCAGUGCCUAGGCACGAAUUUUUUUUUUUCGUGUCCCCUUUGUCCUAUCCGCGUAUUGUUUAAAGCUCAGAUAAGACGACGAAUUUGAGAUCUCGGGUUUAUGCAAGGAUCAUCAAUUAUCGCACCGGCCUCUUGAGCUCUGCCUUGAAACAUCGGCUCGAACAGCCCCGCGCGUGCAAAAAUCUUUUGGGAGACAUGGUUUUCGAGAGGAAGACGAUCUUUGUCGCCGGCCUUGGCAUGGUGGGCAUUGCUUUCAUCGAGAAGUUGCUCAAUCUAGAUGAACAAUGCAGGUACGAGGUGAUAACGUGUGGAGAGGAGGCUCAUUUAGCGUACAAUCGUGUUGCGCUCACAGAGUAUUUUCAACAUCGAUCCGUCGAGAAGCUGUACCUCAAUUCUCCCGAGUGGUAUCGCCAACAAGACCCGUCUCGUUUCGUGUUCUACACGGGCGAGAAAGUCAUUUCAAUUGAUCCCGAGGCUAAGGUUGCUACGACCGACAAUGACAAGAGGAUCUUUUACGACUACUGUGUAAUCGCAACAGGCUCAAAUGCUGCCCUCCCUCCGUAUAUCCGCCCUGAACGCGCUCAAAGAAUUCGAGGCGUUUUCGUUUACCGAAAUCUCUCAGAUCUUGAUGACCUCAUUGCAUACUCUCAAACAGAGGGCGUGAAAGGAGGCGGUUUACUUGGACUCGAAGCUGCCAAAGCCGUCUACGACCUCCCCGAUAUCAAGGAUGUUUGUAUCGUGAACCGCCAAGCGUAUCCUCUCUCUCGACAGCUCGAUGCGGAUGCAGGGGAGCUCGUGUUGCAUCGUAUCGAGGCUCUUGGGGUUAAAGUCUUCACAAAUGCAGCAGUGAAAGAAAUAUUGACGAUCCCUGCUCCGAAAGGCGAUGCCGAACUGGAUGACGGCAAGGAAGACCUUUUUACUGGCAUCGAGUUCAACGACGGAACGGUCCUCGACUGUCAACUGAUUAUCUUCGCGAUCGCUGGCGAGGCCUCUGGCAUAACCUGCCAUCCCAAGGGAGGAAUUUCAAUUGGUGACAAUCUCAUGACAAGCGCUCAAGACGUGUACGCGAUCGGUGAAUGUGCCAACUGGAGAGGUCAUACCUACGGUCUGAUUGGACCAGGGGUUGAGAUGGCGGACAUACUCUCUUUCAAUCUUACACAGACUCAGACAGAACUCGGUUCCUUCAAAGCUCGCAAAAUGAACGACCCCGAUUUGUCCACUAAGCUCAAGCUCAUGGGGGUGGAUGUAGCCUCCUUUGGAGACUUCUUCGCCGAUAAACGGUCCAAAGAGCGUAUCGCUGCGGAAACGGCUGCGACUACACAUGCAGCCAGACUCAAAGCGGCGGCCGAGACCCAAUCCCAUUGUAUCGGAAGUGUGAAGGCCAAUGGGGAAGUGGAAAAGAGAAGGCAAAGGGCAUUCGAGGAGCGGCUAGACGAACCCAUCAAAUGCUUGACGUAUAAGGAUCCUUUCGCUUCUGUCUACAAAAAGUACAUCUUCAGCGCGGAUGGGAAGCAUCUACUUGGAGGUAUGAUGAUCGGUGACGUGAGCGAUUACGUCAAGCUCGUCGGCAUCGUCAAGAAGAAGAAACCAUUGGAGGUAUCCCCUUCGGAGUUUAUCGUUGGUCGUCCCAAAAACGGGGAAGAUGAUGGAGGUGAUUUGGACGAUGACACUCAAGUUUGCUCCUGCCACAACGUCACGAAAGCAGAUAUCAUUGGUGCCGUCAAGGGUGGCAUCGGUAACAUCGGAGAUCUUAAAGCGAAGACGAAGGCUGGGACUGGAUGCGGUGGGUGCAUCCCAUUGGUAACGAAUAUUUUCAAGGCCGAGCUCAAGAAAGCUGGUGUGGAGACAAACAACAACGUUUGCCAACACUUCAACAUGUCUCGCGCUGAACUCUUUAAUGUCAUCAAGAUAAAACAGCUGAAGGACUUCCCGACCGUCAUGAGUACCCUUGGCAUGAACAAGAACGCCAUAGGUUGCGAGCUCUGCAAGCCCGCUGUCGGAUCCAUCCUCAGUUCACUCUACAAUGAGCACAUCAUAAAGCCUAUCCAUAAUCAGAACCAGGAUACGAAUGACAAGUAUCUCGCAAACAUCCAACGAAACGGGACCUUCUCGGUUGUCCCUCGAAUAUCAGGAGGGGAAAUUACUCCUGACGGUCUCAUAGUUAUAGGUCAGGUGGCAAAGAAAUAUGGCCUGUACACCAAGAUCACAGGAGGGCAGCGCAUCGAUAUGUUUGGGGCGCAGAAGCAAGAUCUUCCCAGCAUAUGGAGCGAGCUCGUUGAAGCUGGGUUCCAAAGUGGACACGCUUAUGGAAAAUCGCUUCGCACCGUUAAGUCGUGCGUUGGGACCACAUGGUGCCGUUAUGGAGUUGGGGAUUCAGUUGGGCUGGCAGUUCAGCUUGAAGAGCGGUACAAGUCGAUCCGAGCGCCCCAUAAGAUCAAGGGCGGAGUGAGCGGCUGCGUGCGCGAAUGUGCGGAAGCGCAAUCAAAAGAUUUUGGGCUCAUUGCCACCGACAAGGGUUGGAAUUUGUUCAUAGCUGGCAACGGGGGAGCGAACCCUCGUCACGCUACUCUCUUUGCCACAGAUGUUCCACCCUCUCGAGUGGUGAGGCUCAUUGACAGGUUUCUGAUGUACUACAUUCGUACCGCCGAUAAGCUGCAACGGACAGCCCGGUGGGUAGAGAAUUAUGAAGGCGGUAUUGAGAGGCUGAAGAAGGUUCUUAUCGAUGAUGAGCUGGGAAUAUGUGGCGACCUAGAGCGUGAAAUGGACGCAUUAAUAGGAACCUACGAAUGCGAGUGGACUGAAGUUGUACGCAAUCCUGAACGGCAGAAAAUAUUCCGUCAAUUCGUGAACACGGAUGAAACACGGCUGGGUAUCGAGACAAUUGUCGAGCGGGAACAAAAGCGGCCGGCUGACUGGCCCAAGGAGUUUCCCGGCGUCCACAUCACUGAAAAUGAUAUAGGGGUAGCUCGAGCGGAUUGGAAAUGGCGUCCGCUCGCCCAAGUGUCGGAUCUUGCCCCAUCAGACGACCAUUCUACCUCUGCGACUGUUAAGUAUGGGGACUCCCAGUUGGCAAUCUUCCAUGUGCCUAAGCGAGGAUACUACGCAACGCAACAGAUGUGCCCUCACAAGCGAGCGUUCGUACUGGACCAUGGCCUUGUGGGUGAUGACAGUAACGGGAACGUCUACGUGUCAUGUCCCCUUCAUAAGCGGAAUUUCAACUUAAGUAGUGGCGAGUGCUUAAACGAUACGAACUUUGGAAUCCUAGCCUUCGACGUGGUAGAAGAAGAUGGACUUUUGCUUGUUAAACUGCCGGAAGAAAACGAGUUGGACCAAGCAAUUGGAACAAGCAAGUGGAUGGUUCGGAACGCAACUGCAGAAGCGUUCGGCAGAGGCGGUGGGACACAAAUUGAAAUCGUAGGGCCAGAUGGCCGUAUCAAGGAAGGCCACCAAUCAACGUCAUCAUGCUCGACCGGGGGUGCUACCGCCGGCUGCGGCAAUCAUGGGAACUCCAGCCUUGAAUGGUGAUUUGACGUUGUGCAUUAAUAUUAUACGUUAGCACUUUACGACAAUGUUAUUCACCAUGAUCAUCGCAGAUUUGAAAUGGGCUACAUA